Molecule: messenger RNA, 2988 nt
Organism: Scedosporium apiospermum
Lineage: Eukaryota; Fungi; Ascomycota; Sordariomycetes; Microascales; Microascaceae
Product: Armadillo repeat protein
Exons: 4
Coding region: 1-2988 (995 amino acids)
Biological process (GO): proteasome-mediated ubiquitin-dependent protein catabolic process
Cellular component (GO): GID complex
Molecular function (GO): protein binding
Source: RefSeq, a predicted model, not a curated record
AUGGGUGAUCACGAGACGUCGAUGCUGUUGGCACAGCUGCGCUCAGCAUCAACAUAUCCCGAGCAAACAGCUGCCCUGCGGUUGCUCAAGAAUGAAAUUGUCGGGCACACCCAGAAGAAGGAACUAUGGGUCGUAGCGGGCGUUCUCGAACCCAUCGUUCGAAUCCUCUCGGCCUCGAACCCUCCCAGCAAGCUUAACGGAAACGACGCGAGGUUUGGAACCAAUACCGCGAGGACGGUUACCGAAGAGGAAGAGGCGGUACGGCUCCAGGCAGUCCAGGCCUUGUCGACUAUAGCCAGUGGAGGCCCACCCUUUCUCCCACCUCUCUACGCGACCGGCGCUAUCUCCGCUAUUCUAGCGACCCUGUCGCCUUUCACGAAUUCGCCCUAUGUUGUAUACGCCUCUCUCCGAGCUCUGAGUGUGAUCGCCGACGCCGCGACGGUCGCCCCGCCAGGCUCGCCAUUCGAUCUUCAGGUCCUAGCCGACACAGCCAACUUGAUCAGUCGACUAUGCAGGGAUGCCAAUCACCGACUUGCGCUGUCCAAGGCCAAUGGCGUGUUAGAUGCCCUCGCCACCCGUCUUGCCAGUUUUGUUGUCGCGGAGGGUCUUGUGAUACCUGUGGCGGAGUGGGCGAGGAAGGGCGACGCUGACGUGCUGGAGCAUAUUCCAGCCCCGGCACCGAGUCAUGCCAAGAUUGGCCCGAUUCUCCAUGCCCUUGCUACCAUCAUCUCGGAUUCCCGGUACCGGGCGUUCAUGCUCCUCACAUCGCCUGCAAUCCUUGCCGUCCUUCCGGUUACCCAGUUCAUUCCAGCCCCCGCUGUGAGGGCCGCAUGGCAGUCAACCGGGCUUUCCGGCGUUCCAUCCGGCGAGUCUCUCAGCGCGAUGGACUAUCUCCUGCCACCCAUGCCAAUCCAACGAGGUGCUCGCCGGCCUCGGCGCAAGUCUGUGUCGGUCGAAAGCCGGGAGCGGAAAUCUGGAUUGGUAACUUCAACACAUGAGCAGGUGCACUCGGAGUCCUACGGACAGGUGGUGGAGUCCCAAUCCGGCGAGGGCGAGGUUCCGGAGAGCCCUCUAAUCCCAUAUUUAAUCUAUCUAAGUCGAUCUAGUGAUGACCUAGUGCGACUGAUGGCCAUCGCGGUGUUGACGCCCUUGGUCAAGGCAGACUUUGUUACCAAGCCCGGGAGAGAAACCAUGAUCGCCACAUUAAUUGUUCCUACACUAACCCAGCUUAUUCGAGACCACUUGGAGAAACAAUGUACCAAGGACUCGAGGUUUGUGGUCGAUGCUGCGACAAUGGAGACGUGGGAGAUUUUAGAGCUCGCCCCGGUCCUUUUGGCGAGGCUCAUUCUUGACCAUGAAGCUCUCCAACAAGCAGCUUUUGAUUGCAAGGCCAUCGAGACCUUGUCGAAGUUACUUCAGGAAGCCUACAAGCCAGCCAUCUCGACGCAGCCUAAAAUGUGGUCACCGAAUCCGGGUACCGGUAUGGACAUGGACGAGAGCUCGGCUGCUUGCAGGCUCGGACAGGCGGGCGCGUUGCCUCUACUCAUGCACCGUAUCAGGCUGCGCGAGAGUGCUUUAAAAGCCAUUGCAUCCUCAUUAGCCAAGGAAGAUUAUCGAAAAGCUUUUGUGGAGCUCGAUACUGUUCCCUACGUUAUCGAGUCGCUCUCACAGUACCCCGGGAAGCCUCUUCAAGCCAAAGAGCGUCCUCGACGCCAAGAAAAAUCGGAGGAGGAUGCGCCCGCGAUUCCGAAGCCCGGUUACGGAGAGAAUCCUACCCCCGUGAUUAUUGGGGCUUGUCAUGUUGUUCGCAUGUUGUCACGGUCGGUGAGCAUACUUAGGACGGCUCUUGUGGACUACGAGGUUUUCAUCCCCAUGCUCAAGUUCUUGCGGCACCCGAACGUAGAUGUACAGAUUGCAGCAACGGCGGUGAUGGCCAACCUUGUGACGGAUGUUAGUCCCAUGCGAGAGGCUCUGCUCGAUGAGGGUAUCAUGAGGAUCCUCUGCGAGCAUACACGUUCCUCGAAUCCUUCGUUGCGCCUCAACGCACUCUGGGCUCUCAAACACCUCGUCUAUGAGGUGGGUCCUUCUUUGAAGAAGGCAGUGGUUGAGGAGCUCACGACAGGCUUGCUCGUUCGUCUUAUCUGCGAUGAUACGGAAGAUAAGGCGCUUAUUUCUUCUCGUGGCGCUGGAGACAGCCCGUCCUUUGGCAGUGAGGUUGGCGAUAUGGAUGAAGAUGUUGAUAUGCAACAAUCUGAAGAACCAAAAGGAUUCGUCUUUGGGUCGACAACUACAGGGCCACCGCAGGACACGGGCCGCGGACGGAGCAGGUACAUGGAGGAUAAGCUUGCACGAUACCGCGAGUCCGAGUUGGACCCUGUGCGAAAAGCGAGAAACGAUGACCUCGCAAUCCAGGAGCAGGGCCUAGACCUUAUUCGCAACCUCAUCACGGGCACCCGCAACGAGGUCAUCGGCCAUAACACGCCCUCGGAGACCACGGAGAUGGUCGACUUUAUCUUCGCAGAGCUCGGGCAAGACCGCCUCUUCAACAUCCUCGAGGCCAAGCUGCGACCCAAAUAUAUCCGGCCUUUCUCCCGACGCAACUCUGGACGGCGCGAGUUGGCGCACGAGUCGAAGGUGAUAUACCCGCAGGCGAAGCUCAUCGAGAUCGUCAUCUACGUGCUCGUGCACAUCGCGGCGAGCGUGCCGCGACACAGGCAGCUCGUGAUUGCGCAGACAAAGAUGCUCAAGCAGCUCAGCGCGCACUUUAAUAACAAGGAGAAGGACGUGCGGUCGGCACUGUGCCAGUUGGUUACGAACCUUACGUGGCAGGACGACCAGGAUGACGCUACGGGGUGCAGCCAGAGGGCGCAGGAGCUGAAGAAGUUGGGGUUCCUGGCGAAGUUGGAGGCGCUUCAGGAUGAUGAUCCCGAGCUAGAUGUUAGGGAGAGGGCGAAAGGGGCUCUAUGGCAGAUGAAGAGGCCUUAUUGA